AUGAAGCUCGCGAAAUUAUUUGCUUUGACGACUGCCUCAGCACAGGCUGCUCAACUCGCGUUCCCUGGCGCCGAGGGUUUUGGUAGAAAUGCGGUUGGUGGUCGUCAAGGUGAGGUGUACAAGGUGACAAAUCUCAACGACUCUGGGGAGGGCUCUCUCCGAGAUGCAGUAUCGAAAUCAAACCGAAUCGUCGUGUUUGAUGUUGGUGGUGUUAUUAAAAUCUCUGAACGCAUCGUCGUGUCUAAGAAUAUCUACAUUGCUGGCCAGACUGCUCCUGGAGGCGGAAUUGUAGUCUAUGGAAACGGCUGGUCUUUGUCCAACGCCAAUGAUUCUAUUGUGCGAUACAUCACGAUCCGUAUGGGUAAAGGCGGAACAUCUGGCAAAGAUGCCAUUGGCAUUGCUGACGGCAAGAACAUCAUCUUCGACCACGUCAGCGUCUCAUGGGGAAGAGAUGAGACAUUCUCUAUCAACGGCGACGUAACGAAUGUUACGAUACAGGAUAGUAUCAUAGCUCAAGGCCUUGUCUCGCAUUCGUGCGGUGGUCUGAUGCAGACUGAUGGCGGAGUCAGCUUGUUUCGCAAUUUGUAUAUCGAUAACAAGACGCGUAACCCCAAAGUCAAGGGCGUGAAUGACUUUCAGAAUAACGUUGUUUACAACUGGGGAGCUGGUGGUGGCUACAUUGCUGGAGACACUCAGGCUGACAGCUAUGCGAACGUUAUUAACAACUACUUCAUCUCUGGCCCUGAUACCAGUGUUACUGCCUUCACGCGCGGUAAUAAAUACUUCCAUGGCUAUGUGAAAGACAACUUCUACGAUUCUAACCGCAACGGAAAACUCGACGGUGCCGCUCUUUGUGAAAGUACCACAUGCUAUUCAGAUAUGGACAUAGUCAAAACUCCAUACGCUUACCCAGCCCCAGCCUCUCUCACGGCCCAACAAGCCGUGGAGGUUGUUCUCAAAGGCGUCGGGAACUCGCUGCACAGAGACACCGUUGACACUGCCCUUAUCAAGCAAGUCAGGUCGUACGGGACAGAGGGCAAGCAGAUCUCCGACGAGAAAGAGUUUGGUGGUGUUGGAGAGAUUGCCGCUGGUACUGCACCCAAGGACUCAGACGGUGACGGAAUUCCGGAUGAGUGGGAGAUCAAGAACGGUCUGAACCCUCAGGAUGCUUCUGAUGGUAUGAAGAUUGCAUCGAAUGGGUAUGCGAAUCUUGAGAAUUAUGUAAACUCUCUUGUCUAA
This is a messenger RNA of Fusarium sp. VM40, 1239 nucleotides long. Lineage: Eukaryota; Fungi; Ascomycota; Sordariomycetes; Hypocreales; Nectriaceae. The record is from the annotation of a GenBank genome assembly.